UUUGGUUCCGUACUCUUGAGUUUCUCCCGCUGUAUCUGACCUCAUGCUUUACGCAGUGCGGUCGUCGAGUUGAUAAUCCGUGUCAGUAAUCUCUUUUAACAAUUUAUUUCAGAAAGACAGAUCAAACACACCAUUUCCACUGACGUGGAGUACAGACCGAUCGAGUCCUGUAGUUGAGUUAUAUUUGACUUUUUAUCAGCACACCUUGGUGACGCCAGUCAAUCAGCUACAUCACCUUUCACAUGCUCGUGCAUCAUCGACAAAGACGAAUGGUGAGACUGAAAGUCGGCUUCAUUUUCAAGUCUUGUGUUGCCCCGUAUUUGCAGUGACUGGUGUUGUUGAGCCACCUUGUGGUGUUUGCACACAGUGUUCCCCCCCCCCCCCCUGCCUCCCUCUCUCUGUUUCUCCAUCUACUCUGUCGCAUUUUUUUCUUUCUCGGUUGUUAGGGUGUUUGACACCUGAGGUCUGCCACUAUGCAGCCUGGAGGAGCACACAAUGCUGUGUGUGGCCAGAGCCUGCUGUCCAACUCCCUUAGGGUGUAUCUGAACAACAAGAACAGACUGCAGCCCAUAAUCGGUCUGGGCUGUGUGACAGAGUGUGUGACACUCGGCAGGGACUCUGAGGCGGUGUACCUGUGUGAGGUGUGUGUGUGUCGUCUCAGUAAGGCUGAUGUCAGGAGCCACAUCAUGGGGAGUCUCCACCGAUACAACUACAUUAAAGCCCAUCACCCUCACUUUGUGUCAGAGUGGAAGCAGAGUCCUCCUGACCUGUCCAAGCUGGCCCGGCCUCUUAUGGAGAUGGCUCAAAUACUAGAGAAGAGAGAAGGAACCGGGGACGUACAGGUGCUGAAGUUGGAUGCUGCCAUGUAUGACGAUAUGACAACACACAGCGAGAGUGAUGCUCUCAUCCUCUUGCAUGCCAUCAGGACUGAAAGGGAGCAGAGAGAUCUUCAGAGCCAAUCAGUGAAGCAAUCAGUCCAGUCAGAGUAUCUUACCAUCCAGUCACAGAGAACCGUGAUAUCGCCUCGGAGGCUCUCCGUCCAACCAGAGAGGCCUGUUGUCCAGCUUGACAACCGAACCGUCCUAUGGAGGAGUCCGACCACCCAGAGUCGGAACUCAUCUAGCCAAUCGGAGAAGUCCCCUGUGUUGCAGCAGAGUGUCUCUAUCCAAUCACGGCUUAGUUUGUUGGAGGAGGAGUUUCUCCAUGGAAGCAAGCCACUGGUUGGUGCUUCACUGAAGCGUCCUGCCUCAUCAUGGCAGCAUGACCCCUUUCUUUCCCCGACCCCAAAUGUCACAGCUGGAAGUCAGACGUCUCUUGGCGGGCCUGAGGGGAAGGGGGCGGGACUGCAGGGGGUUCCUGCAAAGCUGAUUCGCUGUGAGCCGGUGUUCAAGGUCAGUCUAUCUAUGACGGACGGCCCCUGGCUGUUGGAGAGGAACUCCUUCAGCCUGGAAACCUCCCCCUCCUCCCUCAGAUACGCCUCACCCCUUCACUCCCCCACCGUAGAUGCCUCACUCCAACCCUCUCCCGAUCCCUCACGUUUGCUUGGCCAGCCGGGAAACUCAGUUGCCGCAAGACUCGAAAAUACACACACUCCGGGACUGAGACGCACUCCGGGACAUGCACACACUUCGACUAUGAGACUGAGCCCAGCCAUACCUGAUGAGCAGCUGACUAUGGGAGACGAGGACACAGAGAAAGACAGUCUGUAUCUCGGAGGGGAACAGAGGUUCACCGACUAUGCUUUGUACGAUGGCAGAGAGAAAAACACAACUGACCUGGUUUACCUCAGGAGAGAGCAGGACCGAACUGACCAGCUGUAUUCAGAAAAUAACCGACUCACUGACACAAAGUUCCAUGUCCGAGUGGGGCAGAACAACCGACAAGGCAGUAUUUACCCCGGUCUAGCCUGUGCCAGAGACAUCACUGACACAGCGUCUGUUGCCGGGCCGAUUCUCUUCACUACCGGCCGUCUCUUGAAGGAGAGCUUGACAGACACUCCUCUAAUGGAAGAAGAACAGGAGGAGGAGAGGGGGAAUGAGUGUCAUUCUGGGGCACAGAGGCUUGCAGAGGAUGACAGGACAACUGACAGUCUGUACUCUACUGGAGAGAGGAUAACAGACAGUGGGUUUUCCACAGGAAGCAGGUCAACUGACAAAAUGUACCAAACAGGAGAACGAUCAACUGAAAAUCAGUCUUUUACAACAGAAGUGACAACUGACUGUUGGUAUGCUACAGGAGAGGAGCUAACUGACCGUCAGUUGAUGGAGGAAGAGGAGCGAUGCAGAGCUGAAAUUCAGAAUGGAGUUGGGCUCAUCGUGGAGGUCAUGGUGGAGGAGGAGGGGGAGAGAGAGGAAGGAAAGGAUGGAGAGAGGGAGGAGAACUCAGACUUUUACCACCAACAGUAUUUGCAAGGCCAGCCUCCACAACGGCACCAGGCGCAGGGGUUCACAGGAACUCAUAGGGGUGCCGUAGGGCUUCAUAAGGUUGACACAGCAGAUCUCAGACAUGACAUAGCCCUUCAUAGAGAUCAUGCAGGGCCAGCCCUUCACCGAGAAGAGAUGAGCAGUCGUAUGGGUGACAUAGCAGCCAUGCAGCAGGUGCAGUUAUGUGAGGCUGAGUACAGAGAAGCAUGGGCCUAUGGAGGCACACAGCUGACCCCUGACACCUAUAGAUCAGGUCCGCAGGAGUAUGAGACUGACCCUGGCUCCUACCUGCCAUUCCCAGAGGGCCACAGAAUAAACUGUGACCCCCACCAAGUGGUUUCUGAUUGGUUUAGAACCACCCCUGGCCCGCACUUCGUUCACUCUAACCCUGACGAGUUUACACCCCAGGUCCUCCCGUACCCCCACAAUACAAUGCCCCAGGGAAUUGGACCCAAUCCCCACUCUGGUCCCUUCCCCAUGAAGAUGAGGGGCGUGCAGUCACAGGAGUACAGAAGGCUCCCCAGCCCCCCAUUUGUUAUGGUGUCUAGACCCUGCCACCCUCAGCCCUUCUUUCCAGGACAUGAAGGCUUUCUGUCCCCCCGGCACGGCCCAGCCUUACCUCCCAGCCCUCCCCACUACAGAGGAGCCUACUUGGGCCACAGCCCUGCCCGGAGUCCCUGGGCAGCUCCAGGACCAGGACCUCCCUGGGUCUAAUUACCACACACCAUACAUAAAUCCACCAGGAUAGUUAUUUGUGGCACUUUAGACACUUGUUUUAAAUGGACAGGUGUUUUGUGUGUUUUAUACACUCUAGGUUCUAUUGUUUUUAUAGCUUAAACCAACGGUAUCCCAUCCAUUGUAUAAGUGCUGAUUUUAGGUACUUCCCCUGUAUGAUGUCAUGAAAUCUCAUUGACAACUGUCAACGAUUCAACUCACCGGUUCAAUUCUGUUACAAUUCAGAUUUAUACAAGACUUGUUUGUUUUAAGUUGUUUGUCUUCUGCCGUCGAAUCAAGAUGGAGCUGAGAUGGAUAAAUAGACAACAUGUUGAACACUGGCUAAAUUUUAUAAUAUUAUGAACUCAGUUUGUGAAAUGCUGCUUCAGCGACCAAUUAGAGACAUUAUGAAGAAGGGAAAUCUAUUUUUCAACAACAAAUAUUUUGGUUAAUGCAAAAAAAAAAUCUAAAUGUAAAUAUAACCUAAGGUUUAUUUUACACAAUAAGGGGGAUCAUUUAGGGGUUCAACAUAGACCUUUCCAGAACUGUCUAGAAGGAGGCGCUGUAUUAGUUUUCAGUUCGACCAGCUGAGGGAAGCAGAGCUGAAUAAGUUGUUUAAAAUGAUGUUCAGAAACACAACACAUGUUAAAAUAAACAGUUUUAAUUUUAAAUGUUUUUCAUACUUGCCAUGUGUGCUUCCCUCAUGAAGUUGGGUUUAUUUCAGUGUGACAACAGCUUUGGCCAGUGUUAUACUUUGACUUUGGUUCACACACCUUUACAUUGGCUUAACUGAGUGGAUUUGAUUCCAUUUGUUGAAUUAUUAGUGUUAAUUUGAAGAUUAUUCCCCAAAAAUGUUUAUGUGCAGCAGCUACGACAGACUUGGAUUCGCCUCUUCCUAUAGGCAGACUACGCGCUGCCCUUUUCUUUUUCAAGGAACUGUCGGGUCUCAACUCACUUUUGAAAAGUAGAAUACACCAGGUGCAAUUUUGACAUUUUGUUGUGUAUCAGUAGUUUCCCACUUAUGACAGUCGCUCAAUGAGCCCAUGUCAGCAAAACAUUUUAAGAUUGCUAGGUAAGGUAGUUGAGCCAGGGGCCCUGACCUCCAGGGGGUCCUCCAUUGAUUUUUACACACACAAAAGUAUAUGUGGAUUUGUCUAUUUCAGCCACACCUGUUGCUGACAGGUGUUUAAAAUCGAGCACACAGCCAUUCAAUCUCCAUAGACAAACAUUCGCAGUAGAAUGGCCUUACUGAAGAGCUCAGUUACUUUCAACGGGGCACUGUCAUAGGGUUCCACAUUCUCCAACAAGUCAGUUUGUCUAGAGCUACUCGGUCAAUUGUUAUUGUGAAGUGGAAACUUCUUGGAGAAACAACAGCUCUGCUGCGAAGUGGUAGGCCACACAAGCUCGUGCUGUAGAGCGCAAAGAUUGUCUGUCCCCUGUUGCAACACUCACUACAGAGUUCCAAACUGGAGGGGGGGGGGGGGUUCUUAAAGGCUAGAGGCAGCACUGGAAAGGCUACUCAGCAAGUGGCAUUGAACUUUAUUUUUUUUGUCUGUUUUUUGUCUCCCCCACUGCCCAAUGUCAAUUUGUGGGCAUGAUACAACUUGUCAAGCAGGUCUAUAAUAUGGUUAAUGUAGCACAGCUGGAUUCAAGUCUGUUUUUUUUUACCUGUUUUUCCAUUGAGUCACUUAAUGCUGUAUUCAAGCGUCUCAUUCUGUAGUUUAUUUUUUUAUUUGUUGCUGUAUUUGAGUACAUUAUGGCCUUCAGGCUAAUAAAGUCACAGUAUCCAUUGA
Molecule: messenger RNA, 4930 nt
Organism: Oncorhynchus kisutch (coho salmon)
Lineage: Eukaryota; Metazoa; Chordata; Actinopteri; Salmoniformes; Salmonidae
Exons: 9
Coding region: 474-3137 (887 amino acids)
Source: RefSeq, a predicted model, not a curated record